This is a messenger RNA of Galeopterus variegatus (Sunda flying lemur), 2633 nucleotides long. RefSeq names its product v-myb avian myeloblastosis viral oncogene homolog-like 2 (gene MYBL2). NCBI's taxonomy places the organism in Eukaryota, Metazoa, Chordata, Mammalia, Dermoptera, Cynocephalidae. The record is from RefSeq and is a predicted model, not a curated record. Gene Ontology annotation, biological process: regulation of DNA-templated transcription. The transcript has 15 exons. Bases 1 to 2223 code for a protein of 740 amino acids. Gene Ontology annotation, molecular function: DNA-binding transcription factor activity, RNA polymerase II-specific; RNA polymerase II cis-regulatory region sequence-specific DNA binding. Gene Ontology annotation, cellular component: nucleus.
AUGUGGGAUACUUCUGGGCCGUCCCGGAACGACACUAUGGCUGAGCCUGGCCUCAGUCAUGUGGCGUCCCGCUGCAGUCGCACCUCCCAAGUCUCCUCCAACCUCCACGCAGCCGGAGAGGCUCUGGCUGGGAUUACAAGUGAGGAACUGGAUGAACUGCAUUACCAGGACACAGAUUCAGAUGUGCCAGAGCAGAGGGACAGCAAGUGCAAGGUCAAGUGGACCCACGAGGAGGACGAGCAGCUGAGGGCACUGGUGAGGCAGUUUGGACAGCAAGACUGGAAGUUCCUGGCCAGCCACUUUCCUAACCGCACUGACCAGCAAUGCCAGUACAGGUGGCUGAGAGUUUUGAAUCCAGACCUUGUCAAGGGGCCAUGGACCAAAGAGGAAGACCAAAAGGUCAUUGAACUGGUCAAGAAGUACGGCACGAAGCAGUGGACACUGAUUGCCAAGCACCUGAAGGGCCGACUGGGGAAGCAGUGUCGUGAGCGUUGGCACAACCACCUCAACCCCGAGGUGAAGAAGUCCUGCUGGACCGAGGAGGAGGAUCGCAUCAUCUGUGAGGCCCACAAGGUGCUGGGCAACCGCUGGGCCGAGAUCGCCAAGAUGCUGCCUGGGAGGACGGAUAAUGCUGUGAAGAACCACUGGAACUCUACCAUCAAAAGGAAAGUGGAUACGGGAGGCUUCCUGAGCGAGUCCAAAGACUGCAAGCCCCCCGUGUACUUGCUGCUGGAGCUCGAGGACAAGGAUGGCCAUCAGAGUGCCCAGCCUGCAGAAGGCCAGGGAGGUCUCAUGACCAGCUGGCCCCUGGUGCCUCCUGCCAUGAAGGAAGAGGAAAGCAGUGAGGAGGAGCCCGCAGCAGCUACCACCUCUAAGGAGCAGGAGGCUGCCUCUGCAGAGUUGGAUGGACCGCGAACACCAGAGCCCUUGGAGGAAUUCCCCAAGCGUGAAGAGCAGGAGGGCUCCCCUGCCGAGACGAGCCUGCCCUACAAGUGGGUGGUGGAGGCAGCAAACCUCCUCAUCCCUGCUGUGGGGUCCAGCCUCUCUGAAGCCCUGGACUUGAUUGAGUCGGAUCCCGAUGCUUGGUGUGACCUGAGUAAAUUUGACCUCCCGGAGGAGCCGUCCAUGGAGGGCAGCAUCAGCAGUAGCCUGGUGCAGCCCCAAACAUCACAUCAGCAGCAGGCCCUGCCGCCCCACCAGCCAGCUGCCCUGGUGCCCAGUGUGACCGAGUACCGCCUGGACGGCCACACCAUCUCAGACCUGAGCCGGAGCAGCCGGGGCGAGCUGAUCCCUAUAUCCCCCAACACUGAAGUUGGGGGCUUGGGCAUCAGUACGCCACCCUCUGUGCUCAAGCGGCAGAAGAAGAGGCGUGUGGCUCUAUCCCCUGUCACAGAGAACAGCACCAGCCUGUCCUUCCUGGACUCCUGUAACAGCCUCACCCCCAAGAGCACACCUGUCAAGACCCUGCCCUUCUCGCCCUCCCAGUUUCUGAACUUCUGGAACAAACAGGACACACUGGAGCUGGAGAGCCCCUCGCUGACAUCCACCCCCGUGUGUAGCCAGAAGGUGGUGGUCACCACGCCCCUGCACCGGGAUAAGACACCCCUGCACCAGAAACACGCUGCGUUUGUAACCCCAGAUCAGAAGUACUCCAUGGAUAACACUCCCCACACGCCAACCCCAUUCAAGAACGCCCUGGAGAAGUACGGACCACUAAAGCCCCUGCCCCAGACCCCACACCUGGAGGAGGACCUGAAGGAGGUGCUACGCUCCGAGGCCGGCAUCGAGCUCAUCAUCGAGGAUGACGUGAGGCCUGAGAAGCAGAAGAGGAAGCCUGGGCUGCGGCGGAGCCCCAUCAAGAAAGUCCGCAAGUCCCUGGCUCUUGACAUCAUGGAUGAGGACAUGAAGCUGAUGAUGUCCACACUGCCCAAGUCCCUGUCUUUGCCAACAAAUGUCCCAUCAAGCUCCUCCGGCCUCACCCUGUCAGGCAUCAAAGAGGACAACAGCCUGCUUAACCAGGGCUUCCUACAGCCCAAGCCCGAGAAGGCGGUGGCAGCCCAGAAGCCCCGAAGCCACUUUCUGACACCUGCCCCUAUGACCAGCGCCUGGAAGAUGGUGGCCUGCGGGGGGACCAGGGACCAGCUCUUCAUGCAAGAGAAAGCUCGGCAGCUCCUGGGCCGCUUGAAGCCCAGCCACACAUCUCGGACCCUCAUCUUGUCCUGAGGGGCUUGGGGGUCACGAGCCUAUUCUCAUGUUUACAGGGGCUGGGGGAACGGAGCAGGUCUGUGAAUGUGAGAAUCAGUCUCAGGUGACAACCUGCAGGGAGCCUUCUGCUGCCAGCCCCUCCUCAGACUGCUCAGGUGGAAGCAAAUAGGCCACCACUGUCCUUUUGCCAAGUUUAGCUUUGGGCAAUUCCUGGUGCUAACAGAACAAAGUCCCACUGGACCUGCCUGGUCCCCUGUGUAGUGCCACAGGGAGCCCAGUCAGCUUCUCCCAAGCCCUGGUCAGGCCUGGGCUCAUCUCAGACCCCUACCUAGGAUGGGCAGCAUGGCCAGGGAUGCUCCUUUCCUCAACCCCUGUUAGAAUGUUUCUUUGAAAAAAUAAAAUUGCUUUUCUCCAUGUGCUGCUUUGGA